This is a messenger RNA of Syngnathoides biaculeatus (alligator pipefish), 2364 nucleotides long. It is a transcript of the gene kctd13, whose product is annotated as potassium channel tetramerization domain containing 13. Gene Ontology annotation, molecular function: protein binding; ubiquitin-protein transferase activity. The record is from RefSeq and is a predicted model, not a curated record. Gene Ontology annotation, biological process: proteasome-mediated ubiquitin-dependent protein catabolic process; negative regulation of Rho protein signal transduction; protein homooligomerization. Lineage: Eukaryota; Metazoa; Chordata; Actinopteri; Syngnathiformes; Syngnathidae. Gene Ontology annotation, cellular component: Cul3-RING ubiquitin ligase complex. Bases 426 to 1421 code for a protein of 331 amino acids. The transcript is spliced from 7 exons.
AAUGUUAAAGAAAUAGUAGAAGAAGAAAUUACCGGAAGAUGUGCUGCCUACGUUACCGAAUGACCCAGUUAGCUUCUCAGAUUAACAGUGAAUAAUCUAAAAGGCAAACAAUUGAUUGAAUUCUUGUAUUUGUGUGAAUUUAAUUUUAAAAUGUAUUAUUUCCAAAGUCGUACGUUGGUGUGAAAACGAAUCUAAAAACGAGGAUUUCGAGGCAAAAUGGACUAGUUGACGUUGCUGUUUUGGUUAGCCAUGCUAGCUAACGUUAAAAUGAAUCGUCAAACCUUAACUGCGCGCUAAAAAGCUUUGCCUUGUUCACACGUUUUGUUCUUUGGCCUAAUAAUUACGCACUUUAAGUGUUCAGAAGAUCCUUCAUAUCAUCAGUGUCCUUUGAUGUUCUGGGUGUCAGAAAGGAACCAGUCAGUCCCAUGUCUGCUGAGGCGACAGUCAGCGGUCAUGCUGCAAACUCUGCCCAGUCUGCUGUUUCCCAGCCGGUUUUCCAAAGCACUGUUGUAGACAGACAACAUGGCCUGUUGGGAAGCAAAUAUGUCAAGUUAAAUGUGGGUGGCUCGCUGCAUUAUACAACUGUCCAGACACUGACCAAGGAGGAAAGUCUUCUGCAGAGCAUUUGCAAUGGAGGAACUGAUGUGACCAUUGACUCAGAUGGCUGGGUGAUUUUAGAUAGAAGUGGCCGACAUUUUGGGCUCAUUUUGAACUUCCUGCGGGAUGGAUCGGUACCGCUCCCUGAUGACCACCGAGAACUUGACGAGAUCCUCAAAGAAGCUCAGCACUACAGGGUCCAAGGGCUUAUCCAGCACUGCGUCACUGCCAUGCAGAAGCAAAAGGACAUUUUUGAAAGUGUGUGUCGCAUCCCCAUGAUCACAUCAGCUAAAGAAGAGCAGAGGAUGAUUGCUACCUGUAGAAAGCCGGUUGUAAAAUUGCAGAACAACAGGGGAAAUAACAAGUACUCGUACACCAGCAAUUCAGACGACAAUUUGUUGAAGAACAUCGAACUGUUCGACAAACUCGUACUCCGCUUCAACGGCCGGGUGCUGUUUGUCAAAGAUGUGCUGGGGGACGAGAUCUGCUGCUGGUCUUUUUACGGCGAAGGUCGUAAAAUUGCUGAAGUAUGCUGCACAUCCAUCGUCUAUGCCACAGAGAAGAAGCAGACCAAAGUUGAGUUUCCCGAAGCACGGAUUUUCGAAGAAACCCUCAAUAUCCUCAUUUAUGAGAACGGCAGAAGAUCCGGUCCGGGAGGCUUUCACCUCUUAGAUUCGAGGGGGCCCGGCUCUUCGGCGGGCGCCGGCCAAUCAGAGGAAGAGGGCGCAGUGGGCGGUGACAGGCGAGUGAGGCGAAUCCACGUUCGGAGGCACAUCAUGCACGACGAAAGAGGGCACGGUCAGCAAACUGUGUACAAGGAUUAACAAUGUGAAGACAAAAAGGCACACUCAGACAUGUUCUACGAGCUGAUGGCAAUAUCUUUAUUGUCAGUAGUCACGUUUCGUGUUACUGCCAUAGGUUAAGGUCGUAACUGGAGGGAGGUGAAGAUGUUUACAAGGUUUAAUAGAAAAAUAGCCUGGGACGUGAGACUGGCAUAAAUAUGACUUCACUGUUCUUCGCCUUCUUUUCACGUGGGUGUUUGAUGAUGCGCACUGGCAGCCGCCUCUGUGUAAGCACAGUUUCAGGCUUGAUCUGCUCGUAUUUUGUCAGGUUGUCCACCUUUUCGCGAAUAGAUGAGGUGUUUCUUCAAUUUAGUUUCGAUAUGUUAACACUGGAAUAGCCUGCGCAGCCGUUUUUUGUGACGUUGUCUAAGAAUGAGAUUGAUGGGCAGCUCUAAUUUUCCAUAUUUAAAAUAAUUUCCGCUGUUGCUUUGGGAUGUCUUUUUUUAAUUUAAUUUAUGAACCUAAUUUAUUGCCCUGUAUAUAACUUUUGUAUGCAAUCCCAGUGUUAACACAUGUCAAGUGGGUUAUACAUUUGCACUCGAUAACACACGUCGGAUUUGUAAUGACUAAAAUUGUGAUGUUUUAUUUAAGUUGGUUUUAGGUGAUUGUGUUGUAUUUAAUUCUGAGCCAUGAUUUUUCACUUUCCUUCACGUCAUAUACCAAACCACAAAUAUGUGUUCCGUUAUUGGGCUAGCAAUGAUCUUAAUACGUCCAACGUUGUAUUUUUAAUGGUUUUUAUACACCCCCCUUCCUACUCUCAUUUUGAUGUUUUGUGCAAACCUAAUUAAUUCUAAAGUUAAACACUGAACAAUGUGCCUCCUUUUUAAAAAUUCCCCCCUGAACACGAUGCACUACUUCUCCUUGCAACUUCCGUCCAACUGUGGUGAGAAGAAAUGUUCCAAAUAAAUUUAGUAUUCCAACUUGC